Caenorhabditis sp. 36 PRJEB53466 is the source of this 698-nucleotide messenger RNA. NCBI's taxonomy places the organism in Eukaryota, Metazoa, Nematoda, Chromadorea, Rhabditida, Rhabditidae. The record is from the annotation of a GenBank genome assembly.
AUGUUUAUAUUAUCCGAACUACGCGACACAGUGGCUAUCAAGCCGCAUCAGCUGAACGGUGACCAGCAGACGGUGAUCAAGAAGCGGCUGAACGAGCGACUCGCCAACAAAGUGGUCCCGGAUCUCGGGUUGUGCAUCUGCGUCUACGACAUCACUGAAAUCGGCGAUUCGUACAUUUUGCCGGGAGAGGGAAACUGCCGAGCGCGCGUCACAUUCCGCAUGAUCGUCUUCUGUCCGUUCGUCGAAGAAGUGAUCGAGGCGAAGGUGAUCGGAUCCUCGCGACAGGGACUCACUCUUUCCGUCGAGUUCUUCGAAGACAUUUUCGUUCCGGCCGAGAAACUGCCCGAACCUAGUGUGUUCGACGGACAGGUCUGGUAUUGGGAGUACGCGGAAGACGCGGAGGGCGAGCAAUCGGCGCCUGCCAAACUAUACAUGGAUCCCGGCAAAAUUGUGAGAUUCCGAACGACCGAAGUCAUUUUCAAGUACUCGAAUACUCGAAUUUCAAAUAUAUUUCUCAAAUAUUCAGAGAUUUAAAACCCGAGUUGACGAUGGAAGAACGGAAAGUCGAGAAGUCGAUGGAGAUAAAAGGGACGAUGGCGAGCACCGGAUUGGGAUGUAUCGGAUGGUGGACGAGUGAAGAGGAUGAAGCCGUGGAAGACGAGCAGGACGAAGAAAAUGUGAAGCAGGAAGUGGAGUGA